AUGGAAAGCAGUGAGCAGCGGGGGGAGGAUGAGCGCAAUCCUGACCCCCAGCCCUCUCUUGGUGCCCCCAGCCUCAUGGUCACGCUCUCACUCUGCUCCGAGACCACCCCUAUGGCGGUGGUUCAUUUGCAUAAAUCACCAUAUUCCCGCCCCAUCUCCCCGCCCACGCGCGCUGACACCGCCCCUUCUCCCGCGCCACGACGUCACGCGGAAGCAGCAAAGCCCCGCCCCCUCAUUUGCAUGGCAUUCGCGCGCGGCGACACCGGGAGCGGCGGCGCUGGGAUGGGGCGGAGCGGCGCGGCGCUGCGCCUGGCGCUGGAGGGCAACAUCGCCGUGGGCAAAUCGACGUUCCUGCGGCUGCUGGGCCGCGCCUUCCCCGCCUGGCAGCGGGCGGCAGAGCCGGUGGCGCGCUGGCGGGAGGUGGCGGCGGGCGCGGCGGAGGGCGGAAAUCUCCUGCAGCGGCUGUACCGCGACCCGGCGCGCUGGGCCUUCACCUUCCAGACCUUCUCAUGCCUGGGCCGCCUGCAGGCGCAGCUCGAGCGGCCGGAGGGCCCCGUGCGGGUCUCUGAGCGCUCCGUGUACAGCGACAGGUACGUGUUCGCCAAGAGCCUGUUCGAGGGCGGGCAGCUGGACGCUCUGGAGUGGGCCGUCUACCAGGAGUGGCACACGUUCCUCGUGGGGCAGCUGGGCGCGCACACCGCCCCGCACGCAUUCCUCUAUCUCCGCGCCUCCCCGCAGAGAUGCCUGGAGCGGCUGCGGUGCCGGGCGAGGCCGGAGGAGCGCGACGUGACCCUGCGGUACCUGCAGCAGCUCCACGCGCAGCACGAGCGGUGGCUGCUGGAGCGCAGCACUGAGGUGCAUUUCGCAGAGGUGAGGCACGUCCCCGUCCUGGUGCUGGACGUUGAAGGGGACUUUGAGCACGACGCAGCUGCGCAGGACGCGCUGAUGGCACGGGUGGAGGAUUUCGUGAAGGCGCUGCGAGACCGAGCUCCACCACAACACCCCGAGGCCAAAUGAGCCCCAUGGCCACGAGGAUGGGCACACAAGGAUGGGCACACGAGGAUGGGCACACGGCUGGCACUGCUGCUGGGUCCUGAGCUGCACUCCCUGCAGCAGCACUGUGCGUAUCCACGAGGCCGCUGGGAGCUGCAGCCCUACACGUGCCACAGAUCCCCCCCACAUCUGUUCUGCAGCACAGGGUGAACAUGCUUGGGUCCAUUCCAAUGGAAAACAGAGAAAAAAAAAAAAAAAACAAAGCAAAAAUCUCUGCUUUUAUUUGUGUUUAGGGUACAACAAAAUCCAGAUGCUUU
Molecule: messenger RNA, 1310 nt
Organism: Centrocercus urophasianus (Greater sage-grouse)
Lineage: Eukaryota; Metazoa; Chordata; Aves; Galliformes; Phasianidae
Gene: DGUOK
Product: deoxyguanosine kinase
Exons: 8
Coding region: 1-1017 (338 amino acids)
Cellular component (GO): cytoplasm; mitochondrion
Molecular function (GO): deoxyguanosine kinase activity
Source: RefSeq, a predicted model, not a curated record